Molecule: messenger RNA, 1641 nt
Organism: Ogataea angusta
Lineage: Eukaryota; Fungi; Ascomycota; Pichiomycetes; Pichiales; Pichiaceae
Exons: 1
Coding region: 1-1641 (546 amino acids)
Biological process (GO): lipid metabolic process
Molecular function (GO): triacylglycerol lipase activity
Source: RefSeq, a predicted model, not a curated record
AUGAAGAGGAAUAGCAAGGGCCUUUCGAUGGCCACGUUAUACGUUAUUUCGCUCGUCAUCAACAACACGCCGCCGGCACUCUGGAAAGUGCUGACGCUGGUGAUCGAUGUGGUGUUUUUCUGGGUCAAACGGCUCAUCAAACUCGUAAGAGACUCGCCAAUCCGCGACCUAAAACGGUCCCUGCAAACGUGCACGGAUUUCCACGAAUGGGAGAUGAUCACGUCGGAGAUCGACCGGCUGAACGGCUACGACGUCUGGCGACAGAACUUCAUCUCCAAAAAGUACGACUACAGACUCAUAAACGAGCGUCUGCACGAUCUCCGUCUUGCUAGGAUAUAUAAAGACCCGCUCAAGGUGAUGGGGAUUUUGCGCUCGAGCGUGCUGAGGAACUUUGGCGGGAUCUCAAACAAACAGCUGUACAACAAGUCGUACAUUGGCACCAAGAUCCUGAUUGAAGACUACAUUGAAGAGGUGCUAAAAUGCUUCCAGUUUAUAGACGAGUGGCAGUUGCGCGACCAGACCAUGGAGCAGAGCUAUUUCAACCAGAUGAAACUGGAUUUUUUCCACGACUCGCGACAGACUAUAGGGGUCACGGCUCUGAUAUUACAAGGAGGCUCUCUCUUUGGGCUCUGUCACUUGGGAGUCAUCAAGGCACUAUACUUCAAGAAUUUGCUGCCCAGAAUAAUUGCUGGCUCUGCGAUCGGCGCCCUGGUCGGCGCAUUGAUAUGCUGUCUGGACGACACUGAAGUGGAGGACAACCUCAAUAAUCUAGUCAAGCUACUCCCAGAGGAUAAAGUCGACGGAAACAGCCACCAUGUAAUCGGCUCUGUCAUCAAACGCGGAUACAGCCAAGACAUGCUGCUGUUCAUCAAGUAUGUGGAGUCCAAGGUCGGAGACCUGACCUUUGAAGAGGCGUAUUUGAAGACUAACAGAAUUCUCAACAUUCUCAUCCAUCCAACAGAGAGCUGCGUGCCGUCGCUUCUAAACUAUGUUUCCACGCCCAACGUCACAAUCAAGAGCGCGAUUUGCUGUUCCAUCGGGAAUGGCGUCCUGGACGAGGAUGUCCAGCUCAAAUACAAGACCGCAGACAACGAGAUCAAAACCUUGACGUUUCUAAAACGACAUUGCGAGUAUCUGUCGCCACACUACACCAGCUCGAUCAACACGAAGUCGUUCAAACCAAUCUCACCCUACACCAGACUCACAGAACUAUUCAACGUCAAUCACUUUGUUGUUUCUUUGGCCAGACCGUAUCUUGCGCCGCUCAUCGGCAACGACCUCAAACACUCGCCAACGUCCUGGCAACUGACCAACCACAUCAAAAACCUGAUAAGUCUGGAGUUCAGACAUAGAGUGGAAGCUUUGGAGAAAUUCGGACUGCUCCUGGGUUUCCUUAGAUGGCUGGCCGUGGACGAGAAAACGCCCCGGUUUGAAAACAGCGAGAUCACAAUCGUCCCAGAGCUCAGAACUCUUAUCAAGGAUUUCAGCCGUAUUUUCGACAUCAACGAGUACCAGAAGAAUAUUCCCUACUGGAUCCAAGUUGGAGAACGGUCCGUUUGGCCCCUAUAUCCGUUAUUGGAGACCCGUUGCGCUAUUGAGUUUGCCCUGGACGAUUAUUACAAUAUAUACAGAAGCAAGUAG